Molecule: messenger RNA, 460 nt
Organism: Thrips palmi
Lineage: Eukaryota; Metazoa; Arthropoda; Insecta; Thysanoptera; Thripidae
Product: MIEF1 upstream open reading frame protein
Exons: 3
Coding region: 162-365 (67 amino acids)
Source: RefSeq, a predicted model, not a curated record
UGUUGUUAUGUUGGUAAACGAACUAGCAGACGCCUCUCUGUCUGCAGAGAAUGUGGUGUUUCUGUUUUAAUUUCUAUUUCUGUUGUAUUUUUCACAUUGAUUGUUAAUGUGAAACAAUAUAUGUGCUAAAUAACUCAUUUCAACUUCGCUACCCAUAUAAAAUGAAAAUUAGUACAAACCAAGUGCUAGGGCUUUACCGAAAUUUAUUGAGGUAUGGUCAGCAGCUUAAAUUCACUGACCAAAACUACUUCAAAGAAAGGGUGAGAGAAGAGUUCCGCACCAAUCGAAACGUGACAUCAGAAGAUAAAAUAGAGUUCUUUUACAAGAAAGGUAAAAGCCUUCUUGAAAGGAAGCGGAUUGUGUAAGAUGUUUAGGCUAAGUACUAUCUUCAAAACUGUUGCUGAGUCUUCUGCCGUCAAAGUGCCUUUUCGACUCAAAUUCACCCCUGAUACCUCUAAGU